AUGUGUGAUGUUCCUAUGGUUUCAUACACUGGGGAUGGUUUAAGUAUGAUUGCAAUGAAAGUCAGCAGGCCCAUGAUGUUAGAUGCUUACACUAGUAAUAUGUGUUUUGAUUCUUGGGGACGGAAUAUUUAUGCUAAAACUCUAAUUGAAAUAGAUUCUGAAAAAGAUUUAUGCAAAGAGGUGGUUGUAGCUAUUCCAAAGCUCGACAAUGGGGAAUAUUCGUUAGAAACUGUUAAAGUGGACUAUGAAUGGUCUCCUCCGAUAUGCUCUGGUUGUAAGGUGUUUGGUCACACUGAUCGUGAAUGUCCAAAACAUGUUACAAUUCAGAAACUGGAUCACAAUGUAUCGGUGGACAAAGAUGGUUUUACUGCUGUUGUUCGAAAAGGAAAGAAGAAACAAGGGUAUCAAAAACAAGCGAGGCAUGUUGAAGGGAUUAAGCUGCAAAAACCUAAACCACAACUAGUUUAUAGACAAAAAUCCAAUCCACAACAUGUUCUUGCUUUGUCAGGCUCUAAGUUUAAUUCGGCUUCAAGUUCAAGUGUUCCUGUUAAGAAUUCUUAUGAUUCGCUAGUUGGUGAUAAUGCGGAAGUGUUUUUAGAUGACGAGGAUGAUCAACCUAAGGGGGCUGAUAUCUUGAAUCAGGAGGAAGAUGAUAGUGACGUUGAGGUUAUUUAUGACGAAUCAGCCUCUUUUCUGGAUAAUACUAGAACUUCUGAGGGGGCAAGCACUCCCAUUCCAAGGGUUUUUCGUAAUUGGAACUGGUCUUCCAAUGGUAGUUUAUAUAGUAAAGGAACGAGGAUUGCCAUGGGUUGGAAUCUGGAUGUGAUUGAUUUAAUGAUAUUAUCUCAAACGGAUCAGGCCAUGCAUACUCAAAUUAUUCUGAAAGCUGAUAAAAAAGUUCUUUUUUGUUCAUUUGUGUAUGCUCACAACUCAUAUACUGAGCGACGAAAGCUUUGGGAUGACUUGAGAAUGCAUAAGCUUUUUGUUAAAGAUAAACCUUGGGCUGUGUUGGAUGAUUUUAAUGCAGCUCUAUUAGUGGAGGACUCGAGUAUUGGCUCAUCAUCUUCUACUAUAGCUAUGCGGGAAUUUAGUGAAUGUGUUAAUGAUAUUGAAGUAAGGGAUAUCAAUAUGUCUGGUCUUUUUUACACUUGGAAUCAGAAACCGAAUGGAGGUAUGUGUAUUUUGAAGAAGUUGGAUCGAGUUUUAGCUAAUCUUGAAUUGUUAGAUGAAUUUUCUAAACCAAAAUCUAAUCAGUUCAAGUUCUCCAACCUCUUAGUUCAUAAUCCUAAAUUUAAAGAGCUUGUUUCACUUGGAUGGAAGGACAACGUGAAAGGAGUACAUAUGUAUCGGGUAGUUGCGAAGCUGAAAGCAUUAAAAAGGCCACUUAAAAGAUUAAUGUUUGAACAAGGUAAUCUUCAUAAGAAUGUUGAGAAGCUUCGGGUGGAACUAGAUGAGGUCCAACGUGCUAUGGACAAGGACGCUUCUAACCUCUUUAUUCGUGAAGACCAUGCUGCAAUUUUAAAUGCUUAUAACGCGGCUAUAUUAGCAGAGGAGAGAUUCUUGAAGCAAAAAUCAAAAGUGCAUUGGUUACGGGUUGGUGAUAGCAAUACCGCUUAUUUUCAUAAAGCAGUGAAAGGUCGUGUUGCCAGAAAUAGAAUCGAUGUUGUCAUUGAUAAAUUCGGGAUUAAACAUGAUGGUGUCGCUGGUAAUACUAUCCCUUUGAAUUCGUUUGAGCUUUUUUCUAAAAAAGUUUCUGAUCAUCAAGCUAUUGCUUGGGACAUUGUUAAGGCUGAUAUUGUUCUUGCGGUUAGGGAUUUCUUCAAGACUGGGAGACUUUUAAAGCAAAUCAAUCAUAAUAUCCUUUCUCUAUUACCGAAGGUAUCAUCUCUUUCUCGUACGACUGAUUUCAGGCCCAUCUCACUGUGUAAUGUGAAAUUUAAAUGCAUCUCUAAGAUUAUUGCUAAUCGUGUUAAAGGGUGUUUAAAUGAUCUAAUUAGCAUUAAUCAAUCUGCAUUUGUUCCUGGACGAAGAAUCACUGAUAAUAUUUUAUUAACACAAGAAUUGAUGCAUAAUUAUCACCUGGAUAGAGGUAUUCCUAGAUGUGCAUUUAAAGUUGAUAUCCAGAAAGCAUAUAAUACGGUUGAUUGGAGAUUUCUACAUGACAUUUUUGUUGGAUUUGGUUUUCCGGGAAUUAUGGUUGAUUGGAUUACGGAAUGUGUCUCAAGUACUUCUUUUUCGAUUAGUAUUAAUGGUGAGAUUCACUGUUUUUUCAAAGGACAACGAGGCUUAAGACAGGAAGACCCUUUAUCUCCUUAUCUUUUCACUCUUAUUAUGGAGAUCCUUACCUUAAUUCUAAAAAGAAGAGUAAGAGAUUCUGAGUCAUUUAUUUACCAUCCAAAAUCUUUGGAUGUGAUUAACCUUUGUUUUGCAGACGAUCUCUUUAUUUUCUUGCAUGGAGAUGUGGCCUCUGCUUCUGUUAUAAUGGAUGGACUCAUGGAAUUCAAAGAUGUUUAUGGUCUUUCACCUAGUUUGGAGAAGAGCACAACAUAUUUUUGCAAUGUAUUAAACUAUGUGAAACAAGAUAUUUUGGGAUUUUACUUUUUGAAGAAGGCCGAUUACCAAGUAAUUCAGGAAAUUGAACAAUUGUUAAGAGCGUUUCUGUGGAGUAGAGGGCAGAUUUGCAAAGGGAAGGCUAAAGUAGCAUGGGAGGUUAUAUGUUUUCCUAAAAAUGAAGGUGGACUCGGUAUUUGCAGGUUAGAUCUCUUUAAUAUUGCUUUGCUUUCAUCGCUUAUUUGGAGUAUUAUUACCUUGAAGGAGUCUUUAUGGGUUCGUUGGAUUCAUACUUACAAAUUAAGAGGACAAAAUUUUUGGAAGGUUACACCUAAAGGAAAUAUGACAUGGAGCUGGCGAAAAUUGCUUCAAAUAAGGCCAACUGUCCGUAAGUUCUUUUGGCAUUGUGUUGGUAAUGACAAAAGUACGCCGGCAUGGUAUGGCACUUGGUCAGAUUUCGGUCCUUUAAUCAAAGGUAUCUUGCCUAGAAUGAUUGCUAAUGCGGGCUUUAACUUAAAAUCAAAUGUUUCGGAUUUGAUUGACAAUAGAGCAUGGAAAUGGCCAAGGGAAUGGGAUAGCGUUUUACAGAAUUCAGCCCCUCCUAUUUUGCAUGAUAAAUAG
Messenger RNA from Erigeron canadensis, 3171 nucleotides. RefSeq lists its product as uncharacterized. The coding region runs from base 1 to 3171 and encodes 1056 amino acids. The record is from RefSeq and is a predicted model, not a curated record. The transcript has 5 exons. NCBI's taxonomy places the organism in Eukaryota, Viridiplantae, Streptophyta, Magnoliopsida, Asterales, Asteraceae.